UACAGCAUGUCAUCAUAUGAUGGGGAAAAUGGUGACAGUCUUGACAUAAAGCCACCUCAGGCACAAACUGGUGGCAGUCAGGAGAAGAAAGAGAAGAGAAGCAAACGUGAACGCCAUCACCGGCACAAAGGUGAAUCAGGUCAUCGUCAUAAGCGAGAAAGUCAUCGAUCUCGAUCAGAUCAUCGAGGCUCAGAACACCACUCAAAAGAAAGGAGACGUCACAGAGAGGGAGAAGAGCGCAGUGAGUCAAGCAGUCGGCGGCGCAAGGAGCGAGUCAGUGGACGCAGUACCCACCUUGAUGCAGCAGCCGAGUUUGAUGGCCGGAGUAAGCCUUCUGAAAGACAUUCCAGACCUACCAAACGAGAUAUUUCUGGUCACAGAAGAGGGGGCCAGGAUCGAAGUGGCAGCAGGCAGCAAGCACAGCUUGCCGAUGCUGACACUUAUUACAACAUGCAUGAUGGUGGACGAUCCAACAUCUCUCCUCUGUUACCUGACCCUGUUCCGAUGCAUCUUCAUCACCACCAUCACCAUCAGCAGCAACAGUAUUUCAUGCAUCAAAAUGAUCACUACCAUAGCAGCACACAACAUCACAGCAGGUCUCGUGGAGGAGGUCUGCAGCCCAGUGCACUACCGUCACGAGAGAUGAAUGAGCGCGAGAAGCGCAUGGAGCGCAUGAUGGCUGCAGAGAAGCAGAAGGAGCAGUCACAGAGGGAAGCAGAGUCGCGGAGGCAGCGAAAGGAAGAGGGGAAGAGGCUUGACGCUGAUGAUUUCCUGCACAGUUCAGUGCAAGACUCCCCCCAAGACAACUCCCCUGAACAACCGUCAUCCAGUCCCUCGCGUCCACAUAAGCGCAAGAAACUACGCAAGGAUGUUCCAGAAGAGGAAGUGCACAUAAUAAGUGAGAACGAGGAAGAGGAGAACAAGAACGAGGAGCAGCAGGACGCUCCCGUUCACUCACCGCAGCCAGGCAUUGACGAAGAGGCGGCCAAGGAAGCUAAAGCGUCUGAUGGAUCAGACUCAGACUCGUCCGAUAGCUCCUCUGACUCAGAUUCUGACAGCGACAGUUCUGACUCGGACGAGGAAAGCGGUGCUAAGAAGAGCAAGGCUGAGGACGGUGAGGCGGAGGCUGUGAACGGCGCUGCCAAGGGGCAUCGCUCAGGCUCCUCCACGCCCAGCAAGGAAGGGCGUUUUGAUGAUUCACCGAGAAGAGGUGGCUUGUCGGACGUGAGCUCUGCUUCGGGAGAAGUCGUCAGGUCUCCCACCCGGAGCCCCGUGCCGAUGAAGGAGGUGCUGCCGUCUUACUACCCCGCCAUUAUGGGGUGCCGUUCUGUCGAUGAGUUUGAGUGCCUCAACAGGAUUGCCGAGGGCACUUACGGUGUUGUAUAUCGUGCGAGGGAGAAGUGCAACGGCACAAUCGUGGCUCUCAAGCGCCUCAAGAUGGAGAAGGAGAAAGAAGGCUUCCCUAUCACUUCCCUCCGCGAGAUCAACACGCUACUGAAGGGCCAACACUGCAACAUCGUGACGGUGCGCGAGAUUGUCGUGGGCAGCAACAUGGACAAGAUCUACAUCGUGAUGGACUAUGUAGAACAUGACCUCAAGUCUCUCAUGGAAACCAUGAGCAAGAAGAAACAGUCCUUUAGUCUGGGAGAAGUAAAGACUCUCAUGUUGCAGCUGUUGAGAGCUGUUCAUCAUCUACACGACAACUGGAUUCUGCACAGGGAUCUCAAAACUUCCAAUUUGCUUCUGUCACAUACUGGCAUUCUCAAGGUCGGUGACUUCGGGUUGGCGCGGGAGUACGGAUCUCCCUUGAAGCAGUACACGCCCAUUGUGGUCACGUUGUGGUACCGCGCUCCUGAACUCCUCUUAGGAACCAAACUCUACUCAACAGCCAUCGAUGUGUGGUCAGUGGGUUGCAUCUUCGGAGAACUGCUCGCCAUGGAACCUUUCUUCCCUGGCAAGAGCGAAAUUGAUCAACUGAACAGGAUAUUUAAGGAGCUGGGCACUCCUAGCGACGCCAUCUGGCCCGGCUACAGCCAGUUGCCUGUAGUGAAGCGCACGCAGUUCACGGAGUUCCCAUACAACCAUCUGCGCGAGCGUUUCAAGGAGAGGCUCAGUGACAAAGGCUUCCUUCUCAUGAACAAAUUCCUCACAUACGACCCUCAGAAGCGGAUCACGAGUCACGAGGCCCUGCAACACGACUACUUCCAUGCAGAGCCUCCUGCGCCCAUUCCUCCUGCCAUGUUCCCUACCUGGCCUGCCAAGUCUGAGAAUCCCAACGGUAUCGCUGCUGUAGAGGACCCCAACAGACCUCCCAACCCUCCGUCAGGCGGCAAAAACUUUAAAGACCUUGGUGACGACGACCACGGUGUUCCAGGCUUCUUUUUAGGAGGAGGACAACAGGCCGGUGCUGGCUUCACGCUGAAGUUUUAAUUCAGUCCGAGGAAUUAAAAACAUGAAUGCAUCCAGUCGAGGGUAGUUCCAGGAUAUUGAGGUCCCACGAUGCAAUGUCCUGAACUUGUUCUUUCAGACGCGACGUCGGUACUCAGUGUAGAGAUAAGAAUCAUCAAACCUAUGUCCGAGUUGAUUCGAGAGUGCAUACACUGGACGAGAGAUUGUAAAAUGAAUGGCUUUGAUGAAAUGGUUAACUGUAAAUUCUGUAAAAUUAAAUAAGAUUUCUUUAGGGUU
Molecule: messenger RNA, 2685 nt
Organism: Hyalella azteca
Lineage: Eukaryota; Metazoa; Arthropoda; Malacostraca; Amphipoda; Hyalellidae
Gene: Pitslre
Product: cyclin-dependent kinase 11B
Exons: 14
Coding region: 7-2430 (807 amino acids)
Biological process (GO): protein phosphorylation; regulation of mitotic cell cycle
Cellular component (GO): nucleus
Molecular function (GO): ATP binding; cyclin-dependent protein serine/threonine kinase activity
Source: RefSeq, a predicted model, not a curated record